AUCUGCUGGAUCAUCCAUUGAAAGAGAGAACUACAAAUUGGCUUCUCUGUGAUAGUGAGGGUUAAAACAUUAACUGCAUUGUGUUGUCGAAGGCUUUAAUGGCCGGAAUCACUGGCUUGUGAGUUUUCCAGUCUGUAUGUCCAUGUUGCAGAAAUAUGCUCUCGACGUUUUGUCCACAUCUAUGGCAGACAUCCUCAGAGGUGGUGAGGUCUGUUGAAAACGGGGCAAGUAGAGUUUAUAUAUCUUUGGAAUGUCCACAGAUAUUUCACAUGUCAGACUUGCACAGAGAAGCCAUUGAAAUCCACAAGCAAGUGGACGAUUUCAACAGAAAGGAGAACAUGAAAAUGAACAAAAUUUGGCUACCAGUAUUUUAAAAACUUUAUUUUUAAAAACUUAUUUUUUAAAAAAAAAAUUGGGGGCCUCUGGUGGCACAGUAUCUGCUUUGAACUGGGACAUCUGAGUCCACACAGCCAUAUAUUCCAGUUAAAAGCAGAUAAUAGUUGGGAUUUUAUUCCACUGUGUAGAAGGUACUAAGAGGUCCGGUGGCGAAGUGUGUUAAAGCACUGAGCUGCUGAACUUGCGGACCAAAAGGUCCCAGGUUCAAAUCCCAGGAGCGGAAUGAGUGCCCGCUGUUAGCCCCAGCUCCUGCCAACCUAGCAGUUCGAAAACAUGCCAAUGUGAGUAGAUCAAUAGGUACCGCUCCGGCGGGAAGGUAACGGCGCUCCAUGCAGUCAUGCCGGCCACAUGACUUUGGAGGUGUCUACGGACAACGUCGGCUCUUCGGCUUAGAAAUGGAGAUGAGCACCAACCCCCAGAGUCGGUCACGACUGGACUUAAAGUCAGGGGAAAACCUUUACCUUUUUACUAUUUAAAAAACACUAAAAUCAGGACAGUAAAUAAAGAACAAUACUUAGAAAACAGUGGAAUUCCAUACGGGAAACAAUUGGGGCCAACUAAUAACUCCCAACAAAGGAUUCCCCCAGGCAGGAAGCAGCCAGGCUUUGAUGCUGCAGGGCUAUUCAGUGCUAAUCAAGGCUUGUUUGGUUUUUUCCAUGUCCGGAGCGAAUUGAGAAACUGCAAGUUGCUUCUGGUGUGAGAGAAUUGGCUGUCCGCAAGGACGUUGCCCCGGGAAUGCCCGGAUGUGUGUGUGUGUGUAUAUAAUUUUUAUUAAACAAGAAAAGAAUAUUUUCAAUACAUAAAAAGUGGGGGAACAAUAUAAAAUAUAGAAAAGUAGGAAAGAGAAGAAACAAAAGAAAAAGAAAAUAGAAGAGGAUUUUCUAUGCACAUGAAAGUGGGGAAACAAUAAUUAUAUAGGAAAGUAUGAAAUAUUGUUAAGAAAAAGGAAAAAAAACACCAUACACACAAUCUGGAAAGGGGUAUUCGAUGACUUCCGCUCUUACUACUCCUGUAAAACAACAGCUUAUUUAAGUCAAUAUAUAAACUAAAUGUAACUUCUUUCCCCCUUACGUCUUUAAUAUAUCUUGAGAUAAUUGUCUAAAGAUGACCAAUCUCUCUUUUUCAAUCCGCUGCCGCUAUUUUUUUUUUUUUUAGUAAAAAUGUUAACUUAUCCAUGUUUUUUAUAUCCAUAAUUUUGAUAAUCCAGUCUUUCAAUGCAGGAGUGGUGUCCAACUUCCACCUUCUGGCAAAGACUAUUCUCGCUGCUGUUGUUAAAAAAGUAAAUAAUUUGUCCAAGUUUCGAUCUGCAAAUAAUCCCAAAUCAAACAUACCCAAUAAGUAGUACAGUAGAGUCUCACUUAUCCAACAUAAACGGGCUGGCAGAAUGUUGGAUAAGCGAAUAUGUUGGAUAAUAAGGAGGCAUUAAGGAAAAGUCUAUUAAACAUCAAAUUAGGUUAUGAUUUUACAAAUGAAGCACCAAAACAUCAUGUUAGAUAACAAAUUUGGCAGAAAAAGUAGUUCUAUACGCAGUAAUGCUAUGUAGUAAUUACUGUAUUUAUGAAUUUAGCACCAAAAUAUCACGAUAUAUUGAAAACGUUGACUCCAAAAAUGCGUUGGAUAAUCCAGAAUGUUGGAUAAGCGAGUGCUGGAUAAGUGAGACUCGACUGUAUUCCGGUUUCAUUGGGAAAGAUUUUUUGAGGAUUUUUUUGACAUUCAGCAUGGAUAAUUUUCCAAAAAUCUACUGUUCUUUUACAUGUCCGCCAUAAAUGGAAGAAUGUACCAUGCCGGGAUGUUUUGAUGUUUUUAUCAUCCUUGUGGGAGGCUUCUCUCAUGUCCCUGCAUGGAGCUGGAGCUAAUGGAGCUCAUCUCCCGCCCCCUCCCCGGGUUGGAUUCGAACGGGCAACCUUCAGAUCAGCAACCCAACCUUCAAGUCAUCAGUCCUGUCAACACAAGGGUUUAACCCACUGCACCACCAUCAUCCUCAUCUCCUCCCCUCGCCUCCCCUGCCUCUGGCUUCCUCUCUGCCCCUUCCUCCUCCCCUGUGGCCUCCCCGCCCUUCUUUCCUUCCUUCCUUCCUUCUUUCCCUGCCUCCUCCUCCUCCUUCCCUCUCCCACGGAGAUCCCAUGGCGCAGCGAGGGGAGUCCCAGGACGGGGCUGCCCUGCUGCCUCCUUUUUCUUCUUCUUCCUCCGAGGGCGACACUUGCGGCCUUUGCGCGCCCGACGAGCCCCGAGCGGCGGCAUGGCGCUGCUUCACCUGCCUGCGCUCUUUCUGCGAACCCCACGCGCGGCUUUCCCACGGAGGAGUGGACGGGGAGCCCGGCCCGGCUUUCCGCGGCCAUCGCUUGCGUCCAGUCGGAAUUACAGAGGAGGAGGAAGACUUGGAAGCUCUGCGAGACCUGGAGCGUUUGUGCGCGGAUCACGUCGGGAGGCCCGUGGAGCUGUUCUGCGUGGAGUGCGGCUGCUGCGUGUGCGCCCUCUGCCCGGCUGUAGGAGCCCACCAGGGGCACGGCGUCCAGCUCCUGGCCCAGGCCGCCCAGAGCAAGAGGGAAAUUAUGGCAUCGUGCUUGAAACAGUUAGUCCUGAAGCAGCAGCAGGAAAAGGACAACACAAAACAUAUAGAAGAGGCGACCAAUGCACUUAAGGCUCAAGCAUUGGCAAGUAGAACCUGGCUGAUGGGGAAGUUCACUGAGCUCCGCCUCCUGUUUGAUGAGGAAGAAGCCUUGACGAAAAGAUACAUUGAUGAGAAGGUCCAGCAGACUCUAAGAGCAUAUGAAGAACAGUCGGAGGCAUGCAAGGGACAAGUGGAGACCAUAAACAGUUUCGUAGACAGGAUCAGGCAAAUCCAACUUCAACCUGAUCCUCUCCUUUUGCUGAAGGAAUACAGUAUGAUAGAAAAGGAUAUGUUGAAGCAGAGGAUCCCCGCAGAGCAGUUGGCUCCAGUGCCUGUGUCAUUUGAACACAUUACAAACCACUUCAAGCGCUUUCUGGAGACCAUUCAAUCCAUCUUCCAGAAACCACUCAAAGCUCGGCUCAGAGAAGAUGUUUUUAGCAGCCUCGACAGCACCUUGAAGAAGGAGCCGGGUACCUUGCUGAAAGUGAACUCCUGCAUAGAUCGGUCCCUUUUCUUAAAACAUGCAAGAACCCCAACUCUGGAGAUGAAUAGUUUGCACCCCAGGCUGACCUUGUCCGAAGACCGUCUUUCUGUGAGCUACUGCUGGAGAAGGAAGUUUUAUCCCUCAAACCCACAGAGAUUUGACAAACUCUGGCAAGUCUUGAGCAGAGACUCCUUCUCUGCUGGGAGCCAUUACUGGGAAGUGGAUUUAUUUCAAGCCGAACAAGGUUGGUGGAUUGGGGCUGCUUAUCCUUCCAUCAAGAGAAAAGGGGACUCCGAACUUUGCCGUCUGGGCUGCAACCGCGCAUCCUGGUGCAUCAAAAGGUUUGAAUUAGAAUACUGGGCGUUCCACGAUGGAGAGAGAAUCCCAAUUCGGACACAGAACGAUCCCUACCGUGUCGGAGUUUUUCUGGAUUAUGAAGCUGGGGUCUUGUCUUUCUACAAUGUAACAGACGGGAUGGCCCACCUACACACAUUUCAUGCCAAAUUUACUGAGCCAAUUUACCCUGCGGUGAGGGUGUGGGAAGGGACAAUAACAAUAUAUAAGAUAACCUAAAAGCUGAUAGCACAUAUAAAAAAUUGGUACUGAACUCUUGGAUAGUUAAAAAGAAGCAGCUCUCUUUAUAACUGUUGCAAUAGGCACUUCUGAUUUUUUGAGCAGGGAGGGAAGAAGAGAUUAAUAUAAUGCAGAGUAUGGAGACAUUUCCCAAAGGGUAAUUCAUUAUAUAAGAAGACAGCUGCAUAUAUUGGAAUAUUUCCUGCAACUUAAUAACUUUAUUUUUGUACCCUGCCUCCAUCUCCCCGAAGGGACUCGGGGAGGCUUACAUAUGGCACAAUGUGGUUAAAAUAACCAUAAAAUAAACAUACAGUACAAUGCAAAAUAAAACCACUAGUAUAUAAAACAACAAUUUGAACUCAGAAUAACGCCCAAUAACUUAUAAUGUCAUCUGUCGUGAAAACAUGGCCAACUGUAAACAAGAAGAAAGGAAAAGGAUAGUGCAAGUUGCAGCUAAGGAAAAAGGGAAUGGGAUGAAAGUGCUGUGCUUACAUAUGCACAAAUUUGUUAUUGGGUGCAGAAAUUUAAUAUUUCUAGGAAUUUUUAAUUCAUUUUGAAGAGCUAAGUUCCUAGUCCACAUAGCUACCUUGUUUUCCCCCAAAUAAGCCCUAGUGUGAUUUUUUUCCCCAGGAUUUUUGGUGAAGCUUAUAAUAUAAGCCCUACUUCAAAAAUAAGCCCUAGUUGCAAUUCAUAAAAAAGAUCAGUUUGGAAAAAUAAGACCCCCUGAAAAAUAAACCUUAACACAUCUUUUGGAGCAAAAUUUAAUGUAAGACCUUGUCUUAUUUUUGAAGAAAUAGGGUAUAUUCAGGAACUGCAGGAACUGUAGUGGAUGCUCAGUACUAUUGCAAGGAGUGACCCCUUUGGUCAAUACAGUGGUUUUUCUCUUUCUCACAAAAUCAAAUGCAAGAUGAGAAAUUAUUCUUUUUUUAACAUGCUGGUUUAUAACAUGUUUUUUUAAACAUGCGGUUUAAACCGCAGUGGCGCAGUGGGUUAAACCGCUAAGCUGUAGAACUUGCUGACCAGAAGGGAUGGGCUCCCAUUGUUAGUCCCAGCUUCUGCCAACCUAGCAGUUUGACAACAUGCAAGUGUGAGUAGAUCAAUAGGUACUGCUCCAGGGGGAAGGGUUUUUUUGGUUUUUUUUCGUGUCAGGAGCAACCAGAGUUGCUUCUGGUAACAGUGCUCCAUGCAGUCAUGCCAGCCACAUGACCUUGGAGGCAUUUAUGCUCUUCGGCUUAGAAAUGGAGAUGAGCACCUACCCCCAGAGUUGGACUCAACUAGACUUGAUGUCAAGGGGAAACUUUUACCUUUUUUUUUUUUACUUUAUUGAGUUCUAGUUAUAGACAACCAUUUCUUCAUAAAGUUAGCUUCAAAUGGGUAUGUGUACAAUAGUACGUAUUAAAAGAAAACAGUGAGCCCAUUCAGUGGGACUUCAAGGAGCACGACACAAAUAGGAAUGUCUUCAUUAGAUAAGCUUUUGUGGCCUUCCAGUAAUGCUUUCCUGGUGUGGCUUUUUCAGUAGUGGCUCCCCGCCUAUGGAACGCCCUCCCCGUUGAAGUCAGGCAGGCUCCCUCCCUCCUAUCCUUCCGUAGGAAGGUUAAAACUUGGUUAUGGGGCCAGGCUUUUUAAUAAUAAUUGGCAGGGUAAUUAUUAUCAUGUAUGCUGGAACUCAAUCGACAGACCCAGUUUUUUGAACUGAACACACCUACCUGUAUUUUAUAAUGUGUUUUAUGAAUACUGAUGUAAGUUAAUAAUAAUUUUUAACUGAUUUAUAUUGCACUGUAUAAUUUUUAUAUAUGCGUUUUAUUGUAAGCCGCCCUGAGUCCCCUGCUGGGUGAGAAGGGCGGGAUAUAAAUAUUGUAAUAAAUAAAUAAAUCUUU
Anolis carolinensis (green anole) is the source of this 5941-nucleotide messenger RNA. RefSeq names its product tripartite motif containing 14 (gene trim14). NCBI's taxonomy places the organism in Eukaryota, Metazoa, Chordata, Lepidosauria, Squamata, Anolidae. Gene Ontology annotation, molecular function: protein binding; zinc ion binding. Bases 2520 to 4064 code for a protein of 514 amino acids. Gene Ontology annotation, biological process: innate immune response. The record is from RefSeq and is a predicted model, not a curated record. The transcript has 6 exons.